AUGGUAGGAGAAAACAGGGUGAAGCGGCGAAGCCGUCGCUCAGCCAAGAAAUCAGCUAGCCAACCUGGCGUGACUCCGACCGCCGCCAACUCCGAAGCUCAAGCCGUCGCAAUGCCCGAAGCUGAGGUCGCCUCGCAGUCCGGAGCUCAUCUAGUCGCACAGCGCACCACUGAACCAGUCGCAGAGACCGCUACUCAGCUCAAUGCUCAGACCGAUACGGACCCCCGCCCUCAGCCCUCAUCCCAGCCCGGUGUUCAAGCGGACGUCCAUCCCUGUGUUCAACACGAAGUUAAGCCUGGUGUUCAGCCCGGUGGCCUGCUCAGUGGCGAAUCGGAUGCCGAUACCAGUGCCCAGCGAACAGUCCUGCCGAUGUCACCGAUAUCACCGAUGUCACCUGAUGGUCCAAAAGAGCCGGGUGCUGCCACAACCACCGCUUCCACGGUACUAACAUCUCCACUGGAUCAUAUCCUCAUUUUCGGCCAUGGUCGAUUCCAGAAGCUCGUCCUUCUUUGUACUACACUGGCCAUCUUCUCAGCCAUCACGCAUGGGACGGCAACCGCCGGUCUGGCGCGUCCGAUCGACCACUGGUGCAGGUUGCCACAUGAAUACGCUGAUAUUCCUAGUGCAACGUGGAAGAACACUAGCAUUCCGCUUGAGGCCGAUGGCAAGACACGCAGUGAAUGCCUGCGGUAUGAGCCUCUACACUCUGUUUCGGACGGGCACGACAUUGAAAACCGCACAGUCAUUCCCUGUGAUGCUGGUUGGGAAUACGACAAGGCCGACAAAACAGGAAUCGGCGCAUACUCUAUCGUCAGCGAGUGGGACCUAGUCUGUGAGCGUCGCUGGAUUCUGACUUUGUUGAUGGCGUCUUACGUCUUCGGAGGUAUUCUGGGAGCUGCUACGGCGGGAGUCACUGCCGAUAACAUCGGACGGCGUCCAGUGCUACGCAUCUGGCUUUUUUUUCUUGUAGUAUCUGGCAUUGCGCUUAUAUUUUCCAAAACUCUCAUGAUGUUCGCCAUUCUUCGUGCCGUCCUAGCUGCAGCGGUCUCCAGCGUCCUCGUCACAUCCAUCGUAAUCCUGUUCGAGGUCACCAGCACGCCACAUCGAGCCCUUUUCAUGAGCCUCGCCGUAGCCGGUGCUUCGCUCAUUGCAGCAUUCUACGGUGAGCUGGUAUACUAUCUGGCCCCAGCAUGGCAAAUCGAACAGCUGGCUUACAUGGCGCCAACUAGUGUUCUAAUCAUGGCGGUCUACCUGAUGGACGAGUCCCCAUGCUGGCUUUUGGCAGUCUCCAAUAUGCGGCGCGCGGACAGUGUGCUAGCCUGGGCCGCACAAGUGAACAAGGUUCAGCCAGAUGUCUUCAAGAACCGCCUCGUCGAGUUGAAGAUGGAACUGAAAAGGCAGCAAGAACAACCUGAACCAGGGGCUCUUGAUAUCCUUUCGCAGGAACAUGGCAUUCGCGUCACAGACGUGUUGAGAAGUGGGACCCUGCGUUAUCGAUCGGCGAUCCUUUUCGGCUGCUCGUUCGUAUCAUUCGCCAUGUACUUCAACCUCUCAACGGGGGAAGUGAUGCGCACUAAUCCCAUGGCGCGCACGGUCCUGGCUGUCCUCAAGUUGCCAGGAAUGAUGAUUAACGUGCCUGUCAUCACGCACGCUGGUAGGCGAAUGUCACUGGCGUUCAGUAUGAUAGUCAUGUCCGCGAUUGCAUUGAUGCUGUCCGGAGCCCACGUAUUCCACGCUCCCGAAGUGCUCCUUGCCACCGUCACAGUCUCCUCGCUGCUGGCGUUCGACCUCUGUGCCAUCACGUUGUUCAUCAUGUCGGCUGAGCUGUAUCCCACCGUGGUCCGUGGCGCCGGCGUCGGGUUGUGUUACACUUUCAGCCUCGUGGGUUCCGCAGUGGCUCCGUUGGUUGACGAAAUCAAGUCGGACGGGCUGAAAGGCGCAGUAUACGCUGUCGAGGCAAUGUUCCUGCUGUUUUUCGGUGCAAUGGCAAUGCUGUUACCUGAGACGACGAAGCUGCUGCCGGCCAACACAAUACGCGAGUUGUCGACCAACAAGUGGCAACUGCAGACGCCCCUCAGGGUAGCGCGCUUCAGCAAGCGUAAGCGUCCCAAGAGCGAGGACCAUGACCGUAGCAAAAUUCGCUCGAGGCCUGCAAAUGCGCCUGCGAAGGAAGCUCAGUGACAUCAAACCAUUCUCUGACAUAACGUGUGUCACUUUAUAGA
Molecule: messenger RNA, 2222 nt
Organism: Rhipicephalus sanguineus (brown dog tick)
Lineage: Eukaryota; Metazoa; Arthropoda; Arachnida; Ixodida; Ixodidae
Product: solute carrier family 22 member 8
Exons: 2
Coding region: 1-2181 (726 amino acids)
Biological process (GO): transmembrane transport
Cellular component (GO): membrane
Molecular function (GO): transmembrane transporter activity
Source: RefSeq, a predicted model, not a curated record